UCUCAUUCUACUUCACACGCAUUACAUCUCUGUCUGAGUGAAAAGCAUCUUGCUGUGCCACUCCAUCCCAACUUGUAGUCCCAUGAAAGAAUUUAUUAAUGUGUGGGUGCGGGAUCCCCGCAUUCAGAAGGAGGACUUCUGGCAUGCUUAUAUGGAUUUUGAAAUCUGCAUACAUACGAACAGUUUGGCUUUCAAUAAGAAGAGCUCUUGUGUGCGGAGGAGGUACAGUGAGUUUGUGUGGCUGAGGCAAAAGUUGCGGAAAAAUGCCUUGCUUCUAGUGCAUCUACCCGAGCUUCCCCCAAAGAACCCCUUCUUCAGUCUGAACAACGCCCGAAUGAUCGCCGCCCGCAUGGAUGGCCUGAGGCGAUUCCUAGAAGAGAUCGUGUGCAGUCCUAUGCUGCUGUCUGACAGCUGCCUCCACCUGUUCCUGCAAUCCCAGCUGAGCGUGAGGAAGAUGGAGGCGUGCUCUCAGGGCAGGAGCGCCUACACUGUGGCUCAGGCCAUCGAGAGCUAUUGCGCCCAGGGCCAGCGUUUUGGCUUGGACCCCAACUUACAUGUGACGGAAGAGAUUGAUUCAGAGUGACUAGCUCAUAAUCGCGUGGACCUUUAGUAAUUGGCCUUCGAACUGGGCCGGAACAGGGUCGCAUUCAAUCACGGUUCACUGCGUUUGCCACGGAAGCAUGAAUCCAGGACAUAUAUGAAGAAACGAUGAAUGUGCAUGGGGAUGUACUUGUUAAACCAUCAUUUGUAAUCUUGUGCCUUUCCAAAGCUGUUCCUUUUUUCUGCAGUCCUGAAUGUUGUGCGUUAAUUAUAAUCCCGUAAUCUCCUUAACCACUUCACAUGGGACCAGAGCCCAUCCUAGCAGCACAGGGCGCAAAUAGUGGGAACCAACCCUGAACAGGGAGCCAAUCCAUCACAGGUGUUCAACAUAAUAUUUUAAUACUACUGCUCAUCAGUACAACUAAUAAGAUUAAGAAUAUUAUACACAUUGGCUGAAUGUACAAAUGUACAAAUAUAAAUAUGGUCUCGUAUGUUAUAUUUUGUUGUUGGAACCACAGACAAGGUUCGAGGAAGUACUUUACUCUGUGCUCAUGUACAAGCACACCGAAAUGACUUUAGUGCUCAGAGUCAUUCUAGAACUUAGUUCGAACUCAAGCCUAUAUAUUAUAGCAGGGUUUGGCCAUAAUAAAGAUCAUGACCUAAAUACGUGUAAAGACCUGAUUUAAUGAUGCUUUAAGAUGCUUUGCGUGUUUUUGCCAGCAGAUGGCACUUCUGCUCUGCUUGGUUUCUCCACUUGGUGCAGCUACACACUGUUGAGAGCUUCGGUGCUCCAGCCUGCGGUCUUCUGUUAUCAGUUUCGAACAGCCCUGCCACACAGCUCAUUUGAAUGUGGUUUUAACUGUUUUUUUUUUUUUUAACUAUUACAUAUUGAAGGCUUUGAUAUUUUCAGUGACCUGGAACGUGGUAUGGGGGGUUGUCACCUUGUGUGAAGCCUGUCUUUGAAAUGUGGCACAUGAAUCAGGGCAACGUGCAGAACCUAUAUGGCAUCUCUGAAACAACAUCAUAUUAUGGACCUUCAAAACCAAACAAAGGCUGUUAAAC
This is a messenger RNA of Electrophorus electricus (electric eel), 1602 nucleotides long. RefSeq names its product sorting nexin 10b (gene snx10b). NCBI's taxonomy places the organism in Eukaryota, Metazoa, Chordata, Actinopteri, Gymnotiformes, Gymnotidae. Gene Ontology annotation, cellular component: endosome. The record is from RefSeq and is a predicted model, not a curated record. Gene Ontology annotation, molecular function: phosphatidylinositol phosphate binding. Gene Ontology annotation, biological process: intracellular protein transport; cilium assembly; vesicle organization.